Molecule: messenger RNA, 4100 nt
Organism: Syngnathus typhle (broad-nosed pipefish)
Lineage: Eukaryota; Metazoa; Chordata; Actinopteri; Syngnathiformes; Syngnathidae
Gene: dbpa
Product: D site albumin promoter binding protein a
Exons: 6
Coding region: 693-1811 (372 amino acids)
Biological process (GO): regulation of transcription by RNA polymerase II
Cellular component (GO): nucleus
Molecular function (GO): DNA-binding transcription factor activity, RNA polymerase II-specific; RNA polymerase II cis-regulatory region sequence-specific DNA binding
Source: RefSeq, a predicted model, not a curated record
GGCCGCUCGGCGCGUGCGACCGACACGUGAUCCCCCUGCUUGCACUUGGCGGGAGAACAAAUGACGAGCAGCGUGUGCGCGCGCAGUUUUAUGCUUCUGCUCCCACGUGAACGCGCGUCGGCGUCUGACUGGAGCCUGAAUGCAGUGAGGAGGCGUGGCCGUCGUAUUCAAAGCAGCUUCCCCGUGAUCUGUGGCGUCACAAGAACGGCCCGUGUUGGUUCCAGCUGACUGCGAGAGAGCGCAUCGGACCUGCAUGAGAGCGGCAUCUUCUGCGUGACGCAGUGACACUCCCUUGGAUUAUCCUUUUCUUUUCAUUCUUGUCAUCUUUAUGUUGACAUAUUUUCACUUGGUGUCUUUUUGGCGCCCCUCGAUUACUUUGGCCGCUCUUGUUUUUGCGCACACUUUGGCGUGUGCAGGGGCGCCUGAUUGGCCGCGCGUUCCCGAGAUCCAGCGCGCACUCGGCGGGGACGGAGGAAGAGAAGGAGGAAGAGGAGGGGGUGGAGGCGAGCCCCCGAGGGGGGUCUCGGCAGCCAUGGGGCAGUUUAGGAGAUAAGCAGGCCUCUUCAUUGUCGUCUGCUGCUGCUGCCACCCACACACGCACCUGCCGCUCGCACGCGCACCUACCGGACGACGCACCAAUUGGAUUCUUUUGGUCUUGAACAGCAGACCCCUCUCUCCGGUGGUCGGAAGUUAUGUCUCGGCCUCUGGCUCAGCUGCUGCUGCCGCCCCCGCCGGAGCUCCCUGCAGGGGCCAGCCCCCAGUUCGGGGCUCCCAACGGUGCGUCGAGCGGCCCCCCAGGCGGCCACCUGACCUCCAUGACCAAUCUCAAGUCGCUCCUGCAGCUUCCGGUCAAGGCUGACCAGCGAGGCGUCAAAGACUGCUGCGAGAUCAAAGAUAAAGACAAACCUCUGGACUCGGAUGAGAACUCGAUGGGAUUGGGCGGCGGUGGGCCCGGCGGCCCGGGCAGCGGUGGCCCGGGCUCAGGAGCUCUGCGGCCCAAUUCCCAGUCAGCAUUCCUGGGCCCACUGCUGUGGGAGCGUACGCUGCCGUGCGACGGCGGCCUGUUCCAGCUGCAGUACAUGGACCUGGAGGAGUUCUUGACUGAAAACGGAAUGGGUAUGCACGGAAACGGAACCAGCUCCGCCAGCGCCCAGAUCCCCUCGCAGAGCUCCCAAUCGGCGGUGCCUAGUCAGAGCUCUCAGUGCCCGCCCAGCUCUCCUUCGCCAUCUUCGUCCUCUUCUUCGGUGUCCUCUACGUCGUCCUCAUCCUCCUUGCUGGGACUGGAGAGCGUCCAAACGCUGCCACCUCAGCAACAAGGCUUGAUGGGAGGACCUGAGUGUCUCCAUGGCGGUCAAGUGGCAACCCAGGACGCCUCACCCCCCUCCGGCGGCCCGCCUGGACCGGCGGGGUCGUCGACGGCCGGUGGCGACGACGUGCAGGUGAACUUUGACCCCGACCCGGCCGACGUGGCUCUGUCCAGUGUGCCGGGCCAGGAGGCCUUCGACCCGCGCCGGCACCGCUUCAGCGACGAGGAGCUCAAACCGCAGCCCAUGAUCAAGAAGGCCCGCAAGAUGCUGGUGCCCAACGAGCAGAAGGACGAGAAGUACUGGUGCCGUCGUGUGAAGAACAACGAGGCGGCCAAGCGCUCACGUGAUGCGCGUCGCUUGAAGGAGAACCAGAUCUCGGUGCGGGCCGCCUUCCUGGAGCGCGAAAACGCCGCCCUGCGCCUGGAGGUGGCCGACAUGCGGAAGGAGCUCGGACGCUGCCGGAACAUCAUCAACAAGUACGAGAGUCGUCACGGCGACCUGUAAGCGCCGCCCGCCCGCCGCCGCUGGGGACGGUGAGCAGACAAGCCAACAACAGCAGCAGCACUUUAAUGGACGGGACCAAACGCUAUGCGACGCCCGUAUCUUCUCGCUUCUUUGACCGUGCCAUCCGUCAGGACUUUCCGCACAGGUGUGAUCCCCCCGCCCGCGUUCUAUCCGACGACGCUCCACAACACUUCAAGGCUAUGCUGCGGUAGCUUUUUUUGCGCAGCACUGUCGUUACCGCCCGCAUUAACGAUCCAGAGUUCCCUCACGGUCAACGUUCUGCACCUGAUGGGGCAUUUUUCUUGUGGCAGAGUCUGUUUUCAAGCGGCGACCAUUCAUCAUAACAACAACAGCUUUCGUGGAAACUCUUUGACGUGAUCACACCUCCGAUGUGAUGCGCCCUUGCUAUGCCGUCACGAUAUGCGGCACUGCUAUGUUUUUAGCACCCUGAUAAUCCGCACUGCGUCUAAUCGUGUCAUGUUCUUUUGUGUCAAACUCGAUUUUCCAAGGAGCUGCCCGGCGACCAAUCAAUUUAGCAACAGCAACACUUGUGGCGAAGAUUAGGAGGAGCCGGCGCUAUGCGGCCUGGCUAAGUGGCAACAUUGCAUUGCGUCCACGUCUUGUUGCACCGCGAUGCGGCACGCACCGGCUUGCCUCUGUUUCGAGCACCUCACUCCAUCUGCUAGGGUGGCAGAGGAUGGCGACCGUUUGACCUAACGACUGCAGCACUUUAGUGGAAUCGCUAUGUGGCAGCGUCAUGCUGGCUUUUUGCUCUAUCCGGCGCGUGGCCAUUUCACUUUUCACACGUCCGCCAUGCGGCGUCCAAUCGUGUCGUGUUCUUUUCUAUGUGUCAAAGUCUAUUUUUCAAGCGGACAAAGAGGAAGCCGGGUGGGGCGGGGCGGGACGGCCGUGUCUAUUUUUCUACGACCAUGCAGGCCAGCAGGACUUUUCUAGAUUUUUUAUAGCAGGCAUCGACCGGGGAGGGGCCGCGACCGGUCGUCCGAGAACAGAGGCAGAACGGAAUGUAUCUUGUCCAAUCAGGGAUUUCAUAUGGUGCAAGAGGCGGGGCUUAGGAACCAACGUGAGAGCUGAGAGGGAGUUUGGGGGAUCAGAUGCUUGUUAGUUUUUUUUUUGAUUUUUUUUUAAAGUGUGCUAGUCAAUUCUUUUGGCAGCGUCACACACUUUGGCUCGGCACCUUUGCCUUUUAUUCCUCCCCUCAACAUUUAUGCACGCACACACACUACAGAUACAAACACACGUACAUGGUGUUGUUUUGGACUUUGACGGUGCUGAUCUGAAAGACCUCUUCACCUCACACACGCACACAUUUGUGGCCCCCCCUCCCUUUUUUUGUGUUUGAGUUUCUCUUGUGUUUGUGUAUGGAUGAAGGCGUGUGUGGACUUCCAGGUGUAACCUUCAAAGCUUUCCAGCCAUGAUGGCUGCUCCCUCCUCAUACUCUUUGACUCUCACUACAUACAUACAGUACAUAUGUGUGUGUAUCCACAUACAUGCAUAUACUGUACUGUAUGUAGAAUAUAAAUAAAUAGUACGUGUAUAUGAUAUAUGCUUGAACUUUGUGAUUCGAGUUGUGAUAGACAAGAUAUUACAGAGGAAAAAAAAAAAAACCUUUUGGUCAUUUUUCUCUCAGGUAUUUUUGUCUGGGUAAUUAAGUUCACAAAACGCUAAGCAAAAAAAAAAAAAGUGGAACGUUUGCGUGCACAUUUUUGUAGGUUGCUGACUUUGUACGCGGCUUUGGUUGAAUCUUUCCUCGGAUUGGUUGAUUGAUUUUCACCACUGGAGCGUUUUGUUGUUGUUGUGUUUGUGAGGAGGAGGAGACAAAACCAAACAAAGCAAGCCUGAAAGGUCCCCGAAUACCAAAAAGUUGAAGGAAGCCCCGUGCUGCUCUUCUUCCACUUGCUGUUAUUCCCUCACUUGACUUGAAUUCCGCGGAACCCGUGCGCAUCCUGGGUAAUGUAGUUCCAAUCUUCUUGUCUACGUUUGUUCCCGAAUAUCUUGACUGGACAAGGAAUAACUGGUGACUUUUGAACGGGACCUUUUGGGGAAGGACCAGCCUCGUCUUUUCUAUUUAGUUGAUUUUGCCAUCGCGGGACUUUUUCUAUGUCCGCAUGGUGCAAAUAGCGACCUCCAGCCAGGUAACCAUGGCGACGAUAAUCACGGCCUCGCAACUCUGGACGACCGCGUUCCCUAUCGGUGACUCCGCGGCGACAUCCUUUUUUUUGUGACGAGGAUGAUGGCGCUUUGACACAAAUUAAACCUCCUUUCCACCAA